Cercospora beticola is the source of this 1227-nucleotide messenger RNA. RefSeq names its product glycoside hydrolase family 16 protein. Gene Ontology annotation, biological process: carbohydrate metabolic process. The record is from RefSeq and is a predicted model, not a curated record. Gene Ontology annotation, molecular function: hydrolase activity, hydrolyzing O-glycosyl compounds. Lineage: Eukaryota; Fungi; Ascomycota; Dothideomycetes; Mycosphaerellales; Mycosphaerellaceae.
AUGCGCUUCCCUGCGCAAACACUACUUCUCCUCUUCUCCCAACUUCUCCUCCUCCUCCCAAGUGCAACAAUAGCAGCAAAAUGCGCUUGCGGCUACACAACCUCCAAAGGCGCCUUCUUCACCGACGCCCUCGAAACCGAUUUCUUUCACGUGCGAGAUCUGGCUCGAGAUACGGAUUCCGCAUGGAUUCCUCAAGCUUAUAAUGUCACACCUGAGAAUGCGAAUGGACCUUAUGGGAAAGCGAGUCAGAUCGAAAAUGUCAUUACGAAUCCUGUGAGAGGUGGGAGAGAUGUCUGGGAUGGGGAGGGGAUGAAUGGGGGAGAUCCGGGAUUGCAGUUGUGGACUCGAAGCGCGCUGAUUCCCUCUCGCGAUGACGACGACCACGACGAUGAGCAUGAGGGCAGAGGAGGAGAUAGUAAGAUGAUGAUCCCCAUGUCCGAAAUCGUCUCCUCUCGAACGGAUAUUCUCUACGGUUCUUUCCGUAUCGCACUCAAGCCUACGAAUAUCAACGGAACUUGUGGGGCGUUCUUCUUCUAUUUCAAUGAUUCUACGGAAAUCGAUAUGGAAUUUCUUUCUCGCCAAACAUCCUCCUUCACAUCUACAUCGACAAACGAAAACAGGAACAACAGCAGCAGCAGCAGCAGUGUAAACUUGGUCAUCCAAUCCCCCCAAUCCGCAAAACAAGGCUACGCUUCCGGUCCAGAUUUCAUCCUCAAAUCUCUCCCCUUUGAUCCUACGAUGGGAUUCAAUGAGUUUCGAUUUGAUUGGUUUCCCUCUCAUGUGGAAUUCUUCGCGAAUAGCGUUCUACUUCAGAGGAUGGAAGCUAAUGUGCCGAGGGGACAACCUGGGGCACUGCAUGUUUCGCAUUGGAGUAAUGGGAAUGAGGGGUGGAGUGGAGGGCCGCCGGAGAGGGAUGCGGUGCUGAUGGUGGGGUAUGUGAAGGCUUAUUUUAAUUCUUCGAGUGGGGAGGAGGGGUGGAGGGAGAGGUGUGAAAAGGCGGACGAGGGGGAGAGGGAGGUUUGUAAGGUGGAGGAUCAGGUUGUGCCGCCGGAUCCGGGUGCUGGGAAUGGGGAGACGGUGUUUCUGACGGAGCAGGGUGGGAGUGGGAGUGGAGGUGGAGGUGAGGAGCCGAAGGAGGGUGGUGCUGGAGGAAAGUCUUUUCCAGAAGCGUGGUGGAAAGCUUUCGUGUUGAGUGUUGUGGUGCUACUACUGGAUGUAGCUGUAUAG